Pelmatolapia mariae (spotted tilapia) is the source of this 3148-nucleotide messenger RNA. RefSeq names its product suppressor of cytokine signaling 3b (gene socs3b). The record is from RefSeq and is a predicted model, not a curated record. Gene Ontology annotation, biological process: phosphatidylinositol phosphate biosynthetic process; intracellular signal transduction. Gene Ontology annotation, molecular function: 1-phosphatidylinositol-3-kinase regulator activity. Gene Ontology annotation, cellular component: phosphatidylinositol 3-kinase complex. Lineage: Eukaryota; Metazoa; Chordata; Actinopteri; Cichliformes; Cichlidae. The transcript has 3 exons. The coding region runs from base 438 to 1130 and encodes 230 amino acids.
UCCCCCAACACACACACGGGGAGUUCUCCGGCAGAUACCGCUGCCGACACAUUCCUCUGCUCGGUAAGGAAACCCACACGCUCUUUUGGAUACUUUUUUAUGGAUUUUAAUGCCUGAGUUAAUAUUUUUUCAAGCACUACUUUCGGGUAGUUUGCGUAUCUUUUCUUUUGGCGACGAGCGGCUGCGGCGCUGGGCUGAGUGUAUCCACAAGCUGUGUAUAAGUGCUCUCUACCAGCCCCUCUCUGGAUGCAUCAGACUCCUCUUCCCCGGGGCCCUGGACCCGGUGUGUGACCCCGCCAUCCUCACCCCGCUCCCCCCGCUCCCCCCCUCGUCUCCCCUCUCGCUCUGCUGCCGACUCUCUUCCACCUGUCCAAUCCGGCGCUCCUUUUCUGGGCCCCCUGCCUCUCGAUCAGCAGGGAGAGGCAGGGGGCCAUGGCAUGGCCAUGGUAACCUUUGCAGGACACAACCCCCUUGCCAUGAGCAGCGUCACCCCUCCAGAGGGCAGGGUUCAGGGGUCGAACUUUACCCCGCAUCAUUUCAAGCCCUUCAGCUCGCAUGAACACUACCAGCAGGUGAUGCGUGCACUGCAUAAGCUUCAGCAGAGUGGCUUUUACUGGGGAGCUGUUGGAGGCCGGGAAGCCAGCUCCCUGCUACGCUCUCAACCCCCUGGCACUUUCCUGGUCCGUGACUCCUCAGACCACCACCACUUCUUCACACUCUCUGUCCAGACAACUAAGGGAACCAAGAAUCUGCGAAUCCACAGUGAGGGACGAGGCUUCUUCCUACAGCCAGACCCCCAAAAUACCCAGGAGCUCCCGCAAUUUGACUGUGUGCUGAAACUCAUAGCGCACUACAUGGGGAAGGGGCAAGAUACUGAAGGAACCAAGGAACGGGCGAGUGGGGACAAUCCAGGAGAGACAAAAACAAAGGCACACAAUGUUUAUCUGAUCCACACCGGUGGGGAGAAAAUCCCCCUGGAAUUGCGUCGACCCCUCUCGACUUGUCUCUCCAGCCUGCAGCACAUGUGCAGGAGGACGCUGAACAAUCAGGGCCUGGGGGCGUCUGAGCGGACUGAGCAGCUCCCGGACACACUUAGAGACUACCUGGAGGAGUAUGAUGCUCCUAUAUGACUGACAGGAACUGCGAAAGGUUCUACUGCAUGGACCAAGUGCCAGGAUUACAGCACGGACCAGCUCUCGGUGAAUGCGAGAUUGUCUGUGUGGACAUAAACUGACCAGACUGAGCCUUAAGUGCUAACAUGAGGUCAGUUUUCCAGAAUCAGCUGAUCACUGAUCUACUCUGGGUCACCCGCUGACCUUGUGGGGAUGAGGAGUGUGAUUUGGGUAACCGACGAUUACCUCGUCCGUCCUGCCUUGCAAAAACACAAAAACAAAAAAAAACAAAAACACUGACCAUUCAAGUGAGUGGCAGAUGAAGCCCGAGGUCAAAGGUCAACGUUUCCUAUGACUGACUGAGACGCAGAGCAGUGCCUCGUAGAAGAUUAACCUGACUGGUCGAUAUUAACGAUGACAGCGAAGGCAUGAUCAAUGCACCACCGGUGAUAUCUUGGUGGGUUUAAUGUGCUUCUAAAGAAAGCUGCUGCUGUCUGCGUGACAUUUACAACUGGACAGACAAACGGCAGUGGGUAGAGAGAGUGGAUGGAUUGGGGGGUGGGGGUUUCAGAGAAAAGGCAAAGUCCAAACGAGGGGGGCCCUGUACAGAGAACGCACAGGAUUUGUUUGUCUGAGUGUGAGCGUGAGUGUGUGUGUGAGUGUGUUUGUGUUGUGGUGGUGCACACAUUUCCAUUGCUGCUUCCCGCAAGUGUUGCCUCAUAGAGGGGGAGUGGGACGGUCAUGCACUCUAGCUCCACAUAUGCAAACACACACCCUCAAACACACACACGCACAGGUAUAGACCACAUGAAGGUUUUGUUAGCAUGGGAGUUUUGGGGGAUGGGGGGAGGUUAAAAAAAUAAUUACUAAGCAUUUUCUUCUCCUAUGUGUUCCUUGUUCCUGAUCCAUAACCAUUUGACUGCCCAGCCCCCCCUCCCCCUGCCUUUUUGUUUCAGAGAUGCAUGUAUGCUUUGACAGUGACAGAAAACAGGCCGCUCUUGCCGAGACAAAAGCUUUUUUACCGGGACAAAAGCCCUGGCAUGGGACCAAACAAAACAGCAGAACUUAUUUUUAUCCCGACUGGCUGGAAAAAUGUCAGCGACACUGUAAAGCUCCUUGGGGGAAUGAUGAUAAUGGUGAUGAUCCCAAAGAUGCGGAGAGGGCGAGGAUUUUAAAGCAGAGGGAGGAGUGGGAUUGGGAGAAGGAAACUGAAAAGGAGGGGUAGACUUGGGGGAGAAAGGUGGGAGGAGACAUACUGGUAUACAGCUAAACAAAAACUCUGAUAAGAGGAAAUGAUAGAGCACAACAGGACGCCGCUCCUGUAAAUAUAACUGCCUCGUGUGAGGGGAAAAAAAGAUUUUAGCUGAGUCUUAUUUCUGUCUUAGAUUAUCAUCUCCGGCUCAUUUCUAUUUGUUAAAAUGCCCCAGUGUGUUUGAAUAUCUGUCUUCUCCUGUAACUUCAGAAAGGAUUUGUAUUUUUUACUUUGUCUACUUUUCCAUCAUAACCUCUGGAGGAGGAGAAGUGGACAGUUGGACUUGUCUGAAUGUUAAGGAUACACUACACUUUUCCCUCAAGUGAUUCUUAAAAAAGAAAAGAAAACAGCCUUUUGUAAACCAGAAUUCAAAACUUAGAUUUGAUCAAAAAAAGAAAAAAAGGAAGUGCUUUUGCUGUUUGACCCGUACCUGUGAUCCAUAUUGGAGUGGCAGCCUUUUAUGUUUUUGUCUGUUUGAGCUCACAUGGCCACUCGAGGUGAGGGCGGCACACUUUUUUUUUGGUCAAAUCUGGGUCACAUCAACACCAACUCUUUUUUUUUAUUUUUUACAUGUGUUGCACCGGUGGACCACGUGUAUGUGAAUCAUAUUGUCUUUUAUAAAGACUCUCUCGCAACAGGCUGGCCACUAGUCUGGCAAUACAAGCUGUAAUACCUGAAAUGACAAAGCAUUACAGAAAUAAAUGAAAAGGAACGUUGCACAUAUUUAUAUUUCUAAAAUAUUUCAAUAAUUUAUAUUAAAAAGCACUAUUUUUACAAAAGUCAA